Molecule: messenger RNA, 3725 nt
Organism: Labeo rohita (rohu)
Lineage: Eukaryota; Metazoa; Chordata; Actinopteri; Cypriniformes; Cyprinidae
Gene: cirbpa
Product: cold inducible RNA binding protein a
Exons: 8
Coding region: 163-732 (189 amino acids)
Biological process (GO): positive regulation of mRNA splicing, via spliceosome
Cellular component (GO): spliceosomal complex
Molecular function (GO): RNA binding
Source: RefSeq, a predicted model, not a curated record
UCUCUGUGGGCGUUUUGCAUAUGUUAAUGAGCGUGUGUUCAGGCUCCGCCCCCGAGCGCAGGGCUUUAUAAGCGGAGCGCGGCGUGUCUCUGCGUCUCUGGAGUUCUGAACGCGUUGGAGGCGCACAUCGAUUCAUCCGCUACUGCGACAUCACAGAUCAGAAUGUCUGACGAAGGGAAGCUGUUUAUCGGAGGUCUGAGUUUCGAUACCACCGAACAGUCGCUAGAGGACGCCUUCUCCAAAUAUGGCGUCAUCACCAACGUUCACGUGGCCCGAAACAGAGAAACCAACAAAUCCAGAGGCUUCGGAUUCGUGACCUUUGAGAACCCAGACGAUGCUAAAGAUGCACUUGAAGGAAUGAAUGGAAAGUCUGUUGAUGGCCGGACGAUCCGUGUGGAUGAGGCCGGUAAGGGCGGCGGUGGCCGAUCUGGUGGCGGAUCCUACAGAGGUGGUGGAGGACGUGGAGGCGGAGGUGGUUUCUUCAGAGGAGGCCGAGGAAGAGGAGGCCCAAGAGGCGGUGGCGGAUAUGGCGGCGGUGACCGUGGUUAUGGAGGCGGAGACCGUAGUUACGGCGGUGACCGAAGCUACAGCAGCGGUGGAUAUAAGAGCGGAGGAGGUGGCGGUUACUCCUCUGGAGGAGGCAGUGGCUACAACAGAGACAGGGGUUCUAGUUACGGUGAUCGCAGCAGCUCUUACAGAGACGGCUAUGAUAGCUAUGCUGUACACGAGUAAAACCCAAGACCCGACGCGUCAGCGGCCGAGCGUUUCUAAAGACUCAUGGAUCUGUUCUUGGAUUUUGUUGUAGCUGUUCUCCCUGUUUCUGUUCUGUUCUUGUACUCUGAGGGAAAGGCCGCUUUGUUCGCCGGCCGAGAAACGAAUAUGUUGAUGUUACACGGGAAGAGUGCCCGCUCUUCUGCCUCAUUUGAAACCUUUAAGUCAUCAGCCCGAGCCUCGCUGUCAUGUUGGCGCUCACCCGCGCUUCUACGGGGAGCGUGGAGAGCGCUGGCUCUCCUCUGUUUAUGUUAGCGAUGCGCAGCCGCUGUCAUUUAACGAGCACGGCUCCUUCUGUUAGCUGUAAGCCAAUGAUUUGUCCAUGUCCAGUAUCCAAAAAGUCAAUUCCUUUCAGACUGGUGAGCUGCGCAGUGGACGGCCGGCACUGGCGCUGCGGUUCUUGAGCCUUGCUGAGGUAUCCGUCUGUCUGUCUCUGCUCCUCGCAUCCUGCAUUUUAACGAUGGACUCUUGACUAAUAUAUAAAUCUCUAUAUCUAUCGAUCAUUUACUUGAAAGAGAACCAGAAAUUGUUAACAGUACACUCCAGAACUGAGAAAGAAAUCCUUGUGCUCUUGUUUCCUUUGUAUCAAAAUUUGACUCACUAUUUUGUUUUUAUUCUUUUAUUUUUAUUAUUUUUUUGCUCUUCAAUUGUGGCUUCAUGGAGCCUAUUAAAUGAAACCAUUUGUUCAAAUGCUUUGAAUUCUGUUGUGCCUUUAAAAAAAAAAAAAAAAUCUACAAGAUGGGUAAAAAAAAAAAUGUGAGGAAUCUCACCAUUAUAUGCACAUUUCACUAUAUGACAUUUAUUAUCAGGAAAAUUGCAUUAAAUUAGAGCUUUUUUUUUUUUUAAAUGUAUAUAAAUUUAGCACAUGCACUCACUCUGAUUACUGUAUCUUGAUUUUUGCUUUAUAGCUGCAGUUAAAUAGUUCAGAAUAAACUAAGUGUAACUAAAGUUUAUAAACUUAAUUGAUUUGAGAAGCUCUUUUUGAAUGUUCUUGACGGGAUAGUUCACUUACCAAAAAAAAAAAAAACAAAAAAACUUAUUUUCAUUUUCAGUUAAUUGUUCCCAAUCAUGCAAUUCCAAACCUGACUGAAGAAUGUUUGAAUUGAUUUCCAUUAUAUGGACAAAAAUACAGUGGCGCUCAAUAGGAACCAAAACUGUUUGGUUUGCUUUCUAGUUUUCCAUUUGGCUUUGUUUAAAUGUGACCUGCAUGUGUUCUCGACUGAUUUUAUGAGAUCAGUCUCUGAAAAAUUAAGAGAUUGCCUUUAGCAUUAUCUGAUGUUUCCAAUGAGAGUAAAUAGAGGUUUAAUGUUUAAAGAUUUUUAAUGUCACAUUACCUUCAUGCUUUAUAUAGUUGUAAAAGUGCCAGUACUUCAGUUAACACACAAGCAUGAAGAACAGCAGAACUUCUGCAUUGAGCUCCUGAAGGAACCAAGAGUUUGUUUGCCUUAAAGACUAAUUGGGUUUGUUACUAAAGUUUUACACCAUGCAAUUCGCAGCAAACUAAAUGGAGGCUAAAUAUUAGUGUUUCCUGUUGCACGACUGCCUGUUUUCUCAAUGUUAACGUCAUGUGAAGGACUGAAUUUGGACCCCAAAUUUAAUGGUCAAUGGUAAAAGGGAAUAACUAUAACCAGUCCAGCACCUGACCUGCUAGUUAGUUGAAUAGAGUUAAUUUUGAGUGUGUUUCACCCAAACAAUGCUUGAUUGAACCCAAGCGCUCCGGAUGGGUUUCCUCAAACACGUCCUUGGAGCUUGAAGCGUUGCAUCUACCGAAGUGAAUCCUGACUCUGGCUGCUCUGUUCGUUAGCCUGUGUGCGUGAGGUAACCAAACUUUGCUCUCCUGUUCACUUCUUAAACUCAGUUUAAGUAUUUGUUGCUCUGACACUGAGAUGCUCCACAGCACAGAUCUUAAAGUUCUCUCAGAUGCGUCUGCAUGGUGUCGUAGCUCCUCAGAUCUCCAGCUGACGGAUGUCAGACACUGAGAGUUAAAGUCCCACUCCAAUCUGCUCAUGCAUUGCCAAACAAAACCUUAAAUUAAUGUUCUCUGAUUGACUCUCAACGUCCCACCAACACAUUGACUUUCAAUGUAGUUCAAUUUGAGAAACGCCAAAUUACAGCGGUCGACAUUUGAAGUGAAUCGAAACAUUUCAGAGUUUUACUUUGAACUUUUUUGAUCCGCUUCAAAUGUGGACUGCUCCAGUUCUGAGUUUAGUGUGUUUGACCAAAGCAACUGUAACUGUGAUUAUCUGCGAUUCCUGCUUUCGGGUGUUUAAUGUUCUUUCUUUGGUUUUGUUCAGGAUGAGCUUCCACCGGAAACCGUCUGAUGUUUGAAGAAGGUCGAGGUCUGAUGAACCAUGUUUGUCCCUCUGACAGUGAAGCGUGAGCUGUAGGUGAUGGACGAUGGACUGAAGAUGAGAGCUGAAGUGUAAUUAAUGGAACGGCAGAUGGUCAUUUUAUGACCUGCAGCAUCCAAAGAGCAUUUCUUCUGUGGUUUAUCCACAUCCGUAACACUGGAGUUGUAUUAAAACUCUGUGCCGCAUUUGAUUUUGCUGGUCAAAAAUGACUGGCCUUCUAGAACCUGACUGUAAAAGUCUACCAAAUAUUGGAUUUGGCUGGUUUAACAGCAACCUUCCUUUAACAUUACCUAAUGCAUUAACAAUGAGCCAACAGUAUUUAUGAAUCAUUGUUAGUGUUAGUUAAUAAAAACACACCAAUUGAUUGUUAGCUCAGGUUUAUUAAAUAAAAUUUGCAGAUGCAAGUUUUGAUUUUAAAAAUGCAUUAGUACCUGUUGAAUAACAGGAAGUGUUCAUGUAAAUUGUUCAUUAGUUCAGGUAAACUUGGCUGUGCUAAGGAAGUUUAUUGUAAAGUGUUUACUGUGUCUCACUUGUCUGAACGUAUUCUCAGUUUGUGAGUAAAACUUUGUGUGGAUAAUUUUGACAAUAAAACGAGCAAUCACA